AUACUUACUCCGAACGGGCAGUGCUGGCUUCGACCUACUUCGCUUAUCUUCUCCCAAAAACUCAACCCUUAACAAGACUGGUGACGGAAAGAAAGGCAUUGACAGCUUCAUUCCUUCCUCAUUCAACAACAAAGCUUCCAGUGCGUAAUACAGACCUUGAAUCUUAUUUCCUGCAUCUCUGCCAGCCAAACCCCCGCUUUUUACAUCAAAGGUACCGUCAGCUGCGAAGGGCACAAAAAGGAAGGGGAAAGCAAAAUGAAUGUGAUCAAACUUCAGCGGAAGUUCCCGCAGUUUGAUCAAGGCGAGAUCUUCACCCUUCAGGAUGCAUUCAGAAAAUUAGACAUUGAUGAAAGAGGCUACCUGGAUGAAGCAACUGUGAUUAAGUCCACCCAACAAUCGGAACGUCAACCGUAUGAUGUCGUACGCCAGGCGUUGAAGGAAGUCGAACUCGACAGUUCUCGUCGGGUGGAGCUCGAAGAUUACGUUGAUCUUAUCUCCAAACUCCGCGUUGCUCCGAAUCAAACCAGGCCGGUCGAUAGCCCCGCCCCAGCUGCUCUACAGGGAAAUGUGACGGGCUCUAGACAUGUCCCUCGAAACAGUAUUGGGGGCAAGAUUCACGUUCAAGGAUCCUCGGCGAAUGUUACCCAUACUAUUAACGAGGACGAGAGAACUGAAUUUACAAGGCAUAUCAAUGCUGUCCUAGCGGGCGAUCCAGACAUUGGCAACUCCCUCCCAUUCCCCACUGACACCUUUGAAAUGUUCGACAAGUGCAAGGACGGAUUAGUUUUGGCGAAAUUGAUCAACGACAGCGUGCCUGAUACAAUUGACGAACGCGUUCUGAACAAAUCCGGGAAGAAAAUCAAGGAGCUUAAUGCAUUUCACAUGACUGAAAACAACAACAUUGUGAUAAACUCAGCCAAGGGCAUUGGUUGCUCGGUUGUGAACAUCGGCAGCGGGGACAUUAUAGAAGUGCGCGAACACCUUAUUCUAGGGUUGAUUUGGCAGAUUAUCCGUCGGGGUCUUCUUGGCAAGAUUGACAUAAAACUCCAUCCUGAAUUAUACAGGCUUUUGGAGGAUGACGAAACGUUGGAGCAAUUUCUUCGUCUGCCCCCGGAGCAAAUUCUCCUGCGAUGGUUCAAUUACCACCUCAAGAACGCGAAGUGGGAUAGAAGGGUGACGAACUUUUCUACAGAUGUGAAGGAUGGCGAAAACUAUACCGUUCUUCUCAGUCAACUUGCACCCGACGCAUGCUCACGCAGCCCCCUACAAACUCAGGACCUACUUCAGCGAGCUGAACAGGUUUUGGGGAAUGCAGAUAAAGUAGGCUGCAGGAAGUUUUUGACACCCACUUCACUCGUUGCUGGGAAUCCAAAACUCAAUCUCGCUUUUGUCGCCAACUUGUUCAACACCAUCCCCGGACUCGAGCCGAUAACCGAAGAGGAGAAACUAGAGGUCGAGGAUUUCGAUGCCGAAGGGGAACGAGAAGCUAGAGUGUUCACUCUCUGGCUGAAUUCCUUGGAUGUUCAGCCUGCGGUUAAUUCUUUAUUCGACGACCUUCGGGAUGGCACUGUGCUGCUGCAGGCCUACGAUAAGGUCAUCCCGGGUAGUGUCAAUUGGAGACAUGUUAACAAAGCACCAGCUUCAGGAAACGAGAUGAUGCGGUUUAAGGCUGUGGAGAAUACGAAUUAUGCAACCGAGCUUGGGAAGCAUAUUGGCUUUUCCCUUGUAGGUGUACAAGGGGCCGAUAUCACCGAUGGCCAGCGCACCCUCACAUUAGGACUGGUAUGGCAAUUGAUGCGGAAGGAUAUUACGAACACCCUCUCGGGCUUGGCCCAGCGGAUGGGCAAACGUGAAAUUACCGAUUCUGAAAUGAUUCGGUGGUCCAACGACAUGUCUCGUAAGGGAGGCAAAACUUCAUCCAUUCGCAGCUUCAAAGACCAGUCAAUUGGAACUGGUAUAUUCCUUCUGGAUGUGCUCAGUGGGCUGAAGAGUUCAUAUGUGGACUAUGAACUUGUUACUGCAGGCCGAACCGAUGAGGAGGCAUAUGGAAAUGCCAAAUUAAGCAUCAGCAUAGCAAGGAAGUUAGGUGCAACUAUCUGGUUGGUACCUGAGGAUAUCUGCCAAGUGCGGUCUCGUUUGAUUACCACGUUCAUCGGCUCACUUAUGGCCACACAUGAGAAAAUGCAGUGAUUUCGAAAUUGUGCAUUAGUGCUUCUGUUUCUCCUGUUCUCGACUAGGUGGCAAUGGUUGAACGUGCUUUCUUAAAUUGGACCCCAUUCAUGACAUGCAUGCUGCAGCAGGAAUCCGCCAAUCUCGGCUCUAUAUCUAAGGAUUCCUUGUACUCUUAUUUCACCUACCUAUAACUUAGUUCCAGACUGAGGUUUUGGUUUUAGCUGUUCGCAUGUACAAGAAGUUUUUCUUUUGUCGUAACAUCAGGCGUCAUGCCCCAAAAUUUGCGCACGCGGGGCAAGGUAGCCAUUGAGCUGCUGUGUCCCAUGAGGUUACUUACUAAUUGCGAGGGCAAGAAGAAUAGUGAAAUACAAAAG
This is a messenger RNA of Aspergillus steynii IBT 23096, 2546 nucleotides long. It is a transcript of the gene sac6, whose product is annotated as fimbrin. Gene Ontology annotation, biological process: actin filament bundle assembly; actin filament network formation. NCBI's taxonomy places the organism in Eukaryota, Fungi, Ascomycota, Eurotiomycetes, Eurotiales, Aspergillaceae. The record is from RefSeq and is a predicted model, not a curated record. Gene Ontology annotation, molecular function: actin filament binding. The transcript is spliced from 5 exons. Gene Ontology annotation, cellular component: cytoplasm; actin filament; actin filament bundle. Bases 256 to 2190 code for a protein of 644 amino acids.